Messenger RNA from Juglans microcarpa x Juglans regia, 858 nucleotides. Its product is annotated as geranylgeranyl transferase type-2 subunit beta 1-like. Gene Ontology annotation, molecular function: Rab geranylgeranyltransferase activity. Gene Ontology annotation, cellular component: Rab-protein geranylgeranyltransferase complex. Bases 1 to 858 code for a protein of 285 amino acids. Lineage: Eukaryota; Viridiplantae; Streptophyta; Magnoliopsida; Fagales; Juglandaceae. The transcript has 9 exons. Gene Ontology annotation, biological process: protein geranylgeranylation. The record is from RefSeq and is a predicted model, not a curated record.
AUGGGGGAGCUUGCAACUGAGAAGCAUGUCCAAUACAUUUUGUCAGUUGAAAAGAGGAAAGAUGACUUUAUAUCUGUUGCAAUGGAAUAUCUGAGAAUGAAUGGGGCAUACUGGGGAUUGACCACUCUAGAUCUUCUAGGGAAGCUUGAUGCUGUAGAUGUGGAUGAGGUUGUCUCAUGGAUCAUGAAAUGCCAGCACGAAUCAGGUGGGUUUGGUGGUAACAUUGGGCAUGACCCUCACAUACUGUAUACUCUAAGCGCUGGAUUUUCUGAUAAAUUCUUUCCACAUGAUAUCAUAUCAAACAAUACUUUUUUUUUUCUCAAAAUUUGCUAUAUUGCUGGAUUGCAAAAUGAAGAUGGAUCAUUUUCAGGGGAUGAAUGGGGUGAAGUUGAUACACGGUAUUCUUAUAUUCGUAUCAGUUGUCCCUCAAUAUUACAUCAUUUGAAUAAAAUCAAUGUGGAGAAGGCAGUGGGAUACAUCGUCGGUUGCAAAAAUUUGGAUGGUGGAAAAUAUUGUGUUGAAAAUCUUAUGUCCUCCGCAGUUUUCUGUUGUGUGGGUGCACUUGCUAUAACGGGAUCAUUGCAUCAUAUUGACAAGGACCUUCUUGGGUGGUGGUUAUGCAAGCGGCAAGUUAAAGCAAGGGGUCUUAAUGGCCGUCCUGAGAAACUUCCUGAUGUUUGCUACUCAUGGUGGGUUCUUUCUAGCUUGAUCAUGAUAGACAGGGUUCAUUGGAUCAGCAAGGAAAAGCUUGUUAAGUUCAUCUUAGACUGCCAGGAUACAGAAAAUGGGGGUAGUUCUGAUAGGCCAGAUGAUGCUGUGGAUGUCUAUCACACCUACUUUGGAGUGGCUGGUAAUUAA